Messenger RNA from Penicillium malachiteum, 588 nucleotides. Its product is annotated as DUF4202 domain-containing protein. Bases 1 to 588 code for a protein of 195 amino acids. The record is from RefSeq and is a predicted model, not a curated record. NCBI's taxonomy places the organism in Eukaryota, Fungi, Ascomycota, Eurotiomycetes, Eurotiales, Aspergillaceae. The transcript has a single exon.
AUGUCCAAAUACGACCUUGCCCUCGAGCGCAUCGACGCCGCCCAUAAAGAUGACCCCACCACCAUCAUAAUUAACACCACCACCCUCCCCUACGAACUCCACUACGCUCAACAAAUGACCCUCUACCUCGAGCGUCUAGACCCUAACGCCUCGGAACUUCUGCGCCUCGCCAUCCGCGCCCAACAUCUCCGCCGCUGGGAAAUCCCUCGCAGCUCCUACCCCGCCACUAAGAUCGGGUACCACUCCUGGCGCGGGGCACUACAAAGAGCACAAGCUGCGCUGGCAGAGAAGAUCUGUGUUGAAAGUGGAUAUACAGAGGCAGAGGCGGCACGUGUGGGCGCAAUGGUUCGCAAGGCGGAUUUGAAGAAGGGAGAUCCGGAUACACAGACACUGGAGGAUGUGGCUUGUUUGGUAUUUUUGGAUGAUCAGUUUGAUAAGUUUGAGAAGGAUCUUGGCGAUGAGGAUAAGAUUGUGGAUAUUUUGAGGAAGACUUGGGGGAAGAUGUCUGAGGCUGGGAGGAAUGAGGCGUUGAAUAUUAAGUUGUCGGAACGGGGGAGUGCGUUGGUACAGAAGGCUUUGGCUGGUUAA